CAGGCUCUGGUGUUUCGAGGCGAUGCCUCUCCCUCGCAAAGCGCCGUCGCUAUUGGCGAAGGCCACAAUGUUUGGGUUAUGAAGAGGUAGAAGAGACUGAGAGAGCUCUCUUCAGUGCUUUCUCUUCUUUUUUAUUUCUUCUUCAAGGUGGUUCGGUAUCAUCGCUGCUCUCCAACUACGCGUUGCAUACUCGUAUUCAAAGCGAAACACUCAAAAAACGAUGUCCGAGACACCACCUUCCGUGCUUCAAUGGCUUCGCCUCUCAAAUCGAGAUGUCUCUGACAUAUGGAUUGGGUGCCUAGUCACUAUCUCGGCCAGCACCUUCUUAGCACUUCAUCUCAGUGUGGAGCCUUAUACUCCUCCGGCGACCCCAAGGUCAUUGCUGAAAAAGUGGUGGUUAUCACGUUUUAAUCAUGAAUUCCGACGACAAGUACUCUGGACAAUCGUAAUGGUUAUUGCGCCCGAGCUGAUGGUCGGGUUCUCAUUUGGUGAUUGGCGUGCAGCGUCUAUCGGCUCUCAUAUGUUUAAGAGCCUCGGAAAAGGACGUGUUAACGAAUGGUCCAAGACUCAUGCCAGUUUUGCAAAUAUGGGCGGUCUCAAAUUCAAAAUGAAGACCGAUUCACCCAACGGUGCUCAAUUCCGUUUGAUUGAUGAGAAGGUCUUGCUGGAAACAUUUAAGAAUGCAGAUGUCUAUAAUACGACCUUCAGGAUCCUAGGGUGUCUCAUCGAAAAUUAUACCAUGCCACUAAUCUUGUUCCUGGAAAAUAUCUUCAAGCGCUUUUCUGAUUGUUUGAAGAGUUUAUGGGCUUCUAUAAAAAUUUUCGGAAGAGCAAAAGCAUCAACAGCCCCUCCUCACGAUCGAUCACCAGCUAUAUGUUCCCCCACUCAAAACAUCGAGCUCACCAACUUAAACACCCAGCCCGGAACCCUAAGAAAUAGUGUUCGAAAUAGACGUGAAACGGACGAGCCAAUACGGAAUGAAGCGUCCUCGGCGCAAGCAGAGAAUUCGGGAUCUCAUGUGCCAGGCGAGGCUAUAAGUUCUAUGGCUGCAUCAGCCACUGGUGAUAACAAUGCAUCUCAACAUUCACGCACAGACAGGGAUAGAGGAGCGAUGGACCUAGUCCAUGGUGAAGUAAUUCUCUAUCUAAACGCGGCGCAGAUUGUCGUAGGCCAGUAUCUAGGUAUUCUCGAUGAAGGACCCUUAUUAAACGAAGAAGCUAUCGAGGACAAGAGCAAGACCAACCCUCUAGCGAAGGGUAUCGCAGUUAUAUCGCUGUUCUGGUUUAUCUUGGGGAUAUUCAUCCAGCUCUUCCAGAACGAGGAACUCACCCAGCUGGAGCUCUCAACUUUUACGUAUGCGAUCUGCGCGGCUAUCGCAUAUUGUCUGUAUUGGACCAAGCCCCAGGCCGUCGAAGUCCCGAUAGAGCAUUCAGUUAUGAAUUCAGAUGCCGUUCGCUCGAUAACCCAUAACGAUAUGGACAUUCUCAAAGACUCCAGUGGCAGUCCCUUCCUAAGGCGAAACUGUACCCCGCGGUUCUACAAAGACAACAGAAUAGUAGAACCGUCAGAGCCAGUCCCCACAGACGUAUCGCUUACCGUGUUUGCUAUCGUUGGGUCUAAAGAGAAAGCUGUCUUACUAUAUGACGCUGAUCUGGGUAGCAUAGCCAUGGGCGUGGUAUUUGGGGCUAUAUACUGCCUUGGAUGGAACAAUGCCUUCCCCUCGCGCUGGGAGCAACUUGCCUGGCGCAUAUCAUCUUUAACUAUAACAGCGUCCCUCAUACCGUACUCUAUCGCCAACGCCAUCUGUACAAUAGCAUUCGGUAGGCUCACGGGCAGUAGGGCGCGAAUGACGCAUCCCGUGCAUAUCCUGGCGCUUGUUUUUCUGGGAAGUGUUUACGUUGCCUGUCGAUUUUUUAUGCUUUAUGAGAUGAUUCGGGCGCUGAUCACAUAGACUAUGUAAAAGGGGUAAAGUCUAAGAUCCACCAAUAUCUCGGAAAUCUUUAAUGUAAUUGUAUUGUCACGGGAUUUGUGAAACAAUCGAUUAUCUAAUAUUUGGAGGUUUAUGGUUUAUAUUAAAAAC
Molecule: messenger RNA, 2080 nt
Organism: Daldinia vernicosa
Lineage: Eukaryota; Fungi; Ascomycota; Sordariomycetes; Xylariales; Hypoxylaceae
Exons: 1
Coding region: 221-1951 (576 amino acids)
Source: RefSeq, a predicted model, not a curated record